UCAUAGAAUGAGAUGUCCAUGGAAAUGGGGAAUGGGACAACCGUCCAGGAAUUCACCUUGGAGGGGUUUCCUGCCAUCCAACAAUUUGGAAAGGUCCUCUUCCUGGUGCACCUGUUGGCAUACCUGGCGUCCAUUGCAGGUAAUGCGGUCAUAGUCACCAUUACCUGUGCUGACUCCAGGCUCCACACACCUAUGUACUUGUUCCUCAGCACCUUCUCCUUCUUGGAGUGUGGUGUCAUAAGUGCUGUUAUUCCCAAGUUACUGGUCAUCUUCCUUUCAGGUAGGCAAGCCAUUUCCUUUCCUGCCUGUUUCAUACAAGCCUUUAUUACUGUAUUUCUGGGAGCAACAGGUUUCCUCCUCAUAACAGUGAUGUCUCUGGAUCGGUAUGUGGCCAUUUGCAAGCCUCUGCAUUAUCCGACCAUCAUGAACCUGAAGACUUGCUUCCUCCUGGUCACUGCUUGCUUUUCUUUGGCCUUCCCUUUCAUCACUGGUCUUGUAGUGAAGGUUUCCCAGUUAUCCUUCUGUGGCCCCCAUGUUAUCCCCCACUUUUUCUGUGAUCUUGGCCCCCUGAUUCAUCUCUCCUGUUCUGACACCAGCUCUACUGAAAUGUUGGCCUUUGUUCUCACUUCCUUUAUCUUGUUGACAUCCUUUAUCAUAACCAUCAUUGCAUACAGCAACAUAGUCAUCAUGAUCCUGCGACUCCCGUCAGUCAAGGAGAAACAGAAAGCUUUCUCCACCUGCUCCUCUCACCUCGUAGUCCUCUUUCUGAUGUAUGGCAGCUGUGUGUUCAUAUACGUGAAACCAAAGCAAACGAACAGGCUGGACUCCAACAGGGAGGCUGCCCUUGUGAACACGGUGGUGACCCCACUGCUCAAUCCUGUCAUCUACACUCUGCGGAACAAGCAGGUCCACCGGGCUCUGAGGGGCAUGAUGUGGAGAAUGAAAAUACCAAGAUAG
Molecule: messenger RNA, 957 nt
Organism: Neogale vison (American mink)
Lineage: Eukaryota; Metazoa; Chordata; Mammalia; Carnivora; Mustelidae
Product: olfactory receptor 6C74-like
Exons: 1
Coding region: 13-957 (314 amino acids)
Biological process (GO): G protein-coupled receptor signaling pathway
Cellular component (GO): membrane
Molecular function (GO): G protein-coupled receptor activity; olfactory receptor activity
Source: RefSeq, a predicted model, not a curated record